Fonsecaea multimorphosa CBS 102226 is the source of this 759-nucleotide messenger RNA. RefSeq lists its product as uncharacterized. The record is from RefSeq and is a predicted model, not a curated record. Lineage: Eukaryota; Fungi; Ascomycota; Eurotiomycetes; Chaetothyriales; Herpotrichiellaceae. The transcript has 2 exons. The coding region runs from base 1 to 759 and encodes 252 amino acids.
AUGUCUAAGGUCCUAGAAGACGAAGCAAACAUUGGUUUGCUGCCCAGCCUCUCACAGCCUUCAGCAGCCUCGGUUUCAUCCGACACGGUCUGCGGCUCAGUCGAGAAUGAUCACGAAUUCAUCAAGGAAGAUGAGGCACUGCUGAACGAAAAGGAGCUGCUGGAGUCCAAGCACUACGUUGAAACAGAGCCGAGAAAAUGCAGGCUGCCCAAGGUGGUUUUGCUCUGGGGUUUCUUCUUCGCUCUUGCGGCGUUCAGUUUCCUGGCCUACUGGCUCCUGCCACUCAAGAUGAACCGCACACCAACCUUCCACCCCGUAUUUGGCGACUGCGGGAAGACGCCCGACGACGCAAGGGCAAAGGGCUGCGUGUACGAUCCCCUCGCCGUCACCUGGGUCCGACCAGAAUGCUACUAUCCCGAGCUGAUUAACGAGUUCAUUGACAUGGAACCUGUGGCGUUCUACCACGACAAGUCGCUCAGCAAGCAAUCCCAGGUGCCCAAGGAAGAAGUCAUUCAAGCCAUACACGAGCAAGUGUGGGCGCCGCACAAGUUCCACUCUGUUCAUUGUGCCCAUGUGGUCAAGAAGGUGCAUCACGCCCUCAUGAACCAUCUUCCCAUCGACAGCUUCUCAUUGAACUACGCCCACACGGAGCACUGCCAGCUGGUGUUACUUGAAGAGCUGCCUCAGUGUGCUAAGCCCGGUAGCUGUCGAUUAAACAAUGUCAUUCAGAAAUACAGUUCUUGCGGAUACGUGUAUUAG